CGCACCUUCCCUCUCUCACUUUCGCUACAUACAACUUUGAGCGGGUGGCUCAUUCCUUCCUAUGGUGCUCGCUCUUUCCCAAUACGUAUGCGUGUCUCUGCAUUGGUCCUCACGAUCUUUUCUUUUCCCUUUCCUUCUCUCUCUACCAUCAUCUUUCAUCUUUCCUUCGCCCUAUCUCUUCAGGCAACAUCUGUAUACUUGCUUGCUCCGCUUUUCUUUUCAUCCAGUAUCGCAUACUCCACGUAGAUUACUAGCAUGGCGGCGGAGUCAGUGGCUAGUGAUGACGAGCACAACGAUGAUAGCUUCAUUGUAGACAUCGAUGCGAUCCAGGCACACGGCAUUGGCGCUGUCGACAUCUCUAAGCUAAAAUCCAACGGCUACUACACGAUCGCUUCCGUACACUCAGCUACCCGCCGCAACCUACUCAAGAUCAAAGGCUUCAGUGAGGUCAAGGUCGAUAAAGUCAAGGAUGCUAUUGCCAAGUGCCAGGUCAGUUGUGCUGGAGCGGUAGUGAGCGAGCUUGCUUUGCUAAAAAAAAACAUAUGCAGCCUACAGGUGGAGGCUUCCAGACUGCUCAUGAGCUUGGACAACAGCGAAAGCGCGUCAUCAAGAUUUCUACUGGUAGCAAAGCGCUCGACGCGAUUCUCGGAGGUGGCUUUCAGACAAUGAGCAUCAGCGAGGUAUUUGGCGAGUUUCGCUGCGGAAAGACGCAGCUCUCACAUACCAUGUCUGUCAUUGCACAGCUGCCAAAAGACAUGGGGGGUGCUGAGGGCAAGGUAGCAUAUAUUGGUGUGUUGCCCUCAUGUGGCCAU
Bipolaris sorokiniana ND90Pr is the source of this 812-nucleotide messenger RNA. RefSeq lists its product as uncharacterized. Bases 256 to 669 code for a protein of 137 amino acids. Gene Ontology annotation, molecular function: nucleotide binding; DNA strand exchange activity; double-stranded DNA binding. The record is from RefSeq and is a predicted model, not a curated record. Gene Ontology annotation, cellular component: condensed nuclear chromosome. Gene Ontology annotation, biological process: DNA strand invasion; reciprocal meiotic recombination; mitotic recombination. The transcript is spliced from 2 exons. NCBI's taxonomy places the organism in Eukaryota, Fungi, Ascomycota, Dothideomycetes, Pleosporales, Pleosporaceae.